Molecule: messenger RNA, 1280 nt
Organism: Salmo salar (Atlantic salmon)
Lineage: Eukaryota; Metazoa; Chordata; Actinopteri; Salmoniformes; Salmonidae
Product: cyclin-dependent kinase 2-associated protein 1
Cellular component (GO): cytoplasm; nucleus
Source: RefSeq, a predicted model, not a curated record
UCAAUAUAAAGUGACGGCCAUAUUUGCCGGGUGCCGUUGCUGUAAACAAAAAGUGAGAGACAGACGCUUCACCGAAUUUCGGGUCAAAUUUAUUUCUUUAAUUUACUAUGUCUCUGGGAAUGUCUUACAAACCCAAUGUCCACCAGCACAUUCCAGGAACUUCCGGGAACCAGGUUGGAAACAUCAAAGGAAACAUCCAGUCUCCGUCUGCAGCCAACUUGGCCACUUUGCAGUCCUACAGGCCGCUGGUGAAUGACGUUUACGCACCGCCCUCCUUGGGCUUCUCACAGGGAUCCAGUGGCAGCCAGGUGCCCCAGAGUAAGUAUUCAGAGCUGCUGGCCAUCAUCGAGGAGCUGGGGAAGGAGAUCCGGCCCACCUACGCCGGCAGCAAGAGCGCAAUGGAGAGACUAAAACGAGGUAUCAUCCAUGCCAGGGGACUGGUGCGGGAGUGCUUGGCAGAGACUGAGAGAAAUGCCAGGUCCUAGCUACAGAAAUAUUACCCUCUCCUGCAGAAGAACCAACACCCAACACUCUCACUCACCAUGUAAAAGACUGCUGCAUGGCACAUCCUCUAAAAAUAGGAAUACAAAUAAAAAACAAGGGAUGGUUAAAAAGGUCAAGAAAAUGCUUCUGAAAGGUUAAGAUUUGAGAAAGGGAGGGAGAGGGGACACCAGAAUAGAAAUCAGAAUGAGAAGGAUUUGGUUUUUCUUCAUGCCCCAUUUUGGGGUCACAGUUUCCUGUCUUCAUAUUUAUAACAAACAGUGAUUUUUGCAUGCAAAUGUACAGGUCAACCAUGGCCUUUAUUUAAUUGUAGACAUUGCAUGGCUUGUACAGGGUUAGACUAGGAGAUUAACUCUUUUUGAUAGACUUUGGUCUGAAUUCCAGAUCCUUUUAACACAUGGGUGAGCAAGUGAAGGACAUAAAAGUGCCAAAUACGUUGGUUUAUUCAUGUUGAGUUUCUUUUUUGAUAUUAAUGAUAAAUGCUCUUACUUAUGUAGGAGUUAAGAACAUGCCGUAAACUCACUCCACAGCUAGCUGGAAUUGUCGCCGAUGGAGCCAUCCAAGGUGUACCUUUUUGUAUGGCUCAAUAAUCGGUUUGCACGUUUACAAGGAGGGCGGUCACGUGCGUUGAGAAGCAGAAGGAUCACUGGUUCUAGCCCAGUAUGGGGCAGUCGGACAGUGGAGGAAGCUAAACUGUUAGCAGCACACUGACCUCUGUUACACUUGCAUCUUUGUAUGUAUUUAUUACUCAGUGUAAUAAAAUGUAUUUUCAAUACAAA